Messenger RNA from Fundulus heteroclitus (mummichog), 755 nucleotides. RefSeq lists its product as uncharacterized. The record is from RefSeq and is a predicted model, not a curated record. The coding region runs from base 65 to 694 and encodes 209 amino acids. The transcript is spliced from 4 exons. NCBI's taxonomy places the organism in Eukaryota, Metazoa, Chordata, Actinopteri, Cyprinodontiformes, Fundulidae.
GAAAACAAUCGGGAAAGAACCAGAUUUCACUCCAAUCUGCACCAAUGAAACAUCAAAUAUCAUCAUGCUGAUAGUUUGCAAGAUCAGAACAGAGAGGAGCAGCGGAGAGGAGUGCAGACUGCUGUAUAAAGAUGAAGGUGACUUUACUAAUGAGUGCGACUCCAGGUUCACCCUUAAAACAAGGAACCAAACUGUGUUUCUACACCUGACCAGUUUGACACCUGCAGACAAUGGGAACUACUCCUGUGAGUGUUCAAAAGCUGAAGGAACGUAUAUUCUCUAUCUCAACAUCACAGUUAAUGACUCUGUUCCUGAUGAUAAUCCGGCAGAUGAAGCUUGGAGCCAUUCUCCAGGAGUGACCCUUCCUUCUGCAUUGACUGCUGCUGUUCUCCUCAUCAUCAUAGUUUCAGUUAUUGUGGGAUUUAUCUGCAGGAGACAUCCAGAGAGUGCCCGUUUAAGACCUGAAAUAUUUGGAUCAGCUGUACAUGGAUCUGUCCCCACUGUAGAUGGAAAUAACUCAGAUGAACUGUACAAAAGUCUCCAGCUGCGGACAAGCGAUCUCUACCAAACUGUCUCCUCUGUUCACUGGAAGCAUGAAACUGAAACAAACGCAUUUAACAACAAAGGAAAUGUUAACCUGGAAAAUCUGGAAGUUAACUAUGAAGUUAAUUAUGAAAUCUAUGAAAAUUGUUGAAUGAAAAAUCUGUCAAAUUGAACAAAGUUUGAUAAACAUUAGGCUGAGUUUCCUUGUGUUG